GAAAAACCAAUAUUGCCCCUCCGUGUUUUAGUCCGAAUGUAUAACAUUCGGACUCCUCCGAAUUUUCAAAUGUCGGACUCAGUUAAUAAUAGAACAAAACUAUCAAUUCAGAUUCACAUUUGUAACGGGACAGAACAUCAACUCUCGGACUGGUUCAGGAGAAGCGACCCAGAGGCACCCAAAUCGACCCACACAUCACGACCAAAAGCAACCAAGAAUCAUCUGUGAUUCAAAACCGACCACACUGAGAUUAUGGCGAGGACAAAGCAAACUAAGAGGGUAUCGUCUGAAGAGUUGGCCGAUCGUCGUGCCUAUCUCCACGCUUCUCAUAGGCGAGGUGAUCAUGAUACAGAUGUGUCGACUUCUCGGAAGCGGGCUAGGAAGGGGGCUCCGAAGGCGACCACUGAGGUUCCUGCCCCUGCUACUGAGGUUCCUGCUACUCAGGUUCCUGAUACUGAGGUUCCUGCCCCUGCUACUGAGGUUCCUGCUACUCAGGUUCCUGCUACUGAGGUUCCUGCUCUCUCGACGCCUGAGGUUACUGCUACUGAGGUUUCUCCUCAGUCGACGCCUGAGGUUACCGCCCACGAUACUGUUGAGCCUUCCACCUCUUCACUUGAUAUUGAUGCAGUUGAGGAGUCGGAGUCGGAGUCGGAGUCGGGGUCGGAGUCUGAGAUUGAGGGUGAGGAUGUAGAGGUAGAGGAUCCGAAUAUGCCGCCGCUCCAGAGAGAUCCACCGUUUCCUGGUGGGCCGGUUGAGUUGUCACUUCUGCAGCAUUACCCGGAUCACAUAGCGCCGUGGACGUGGCAUACCCUACUAGGCACCACUGACCCUCGUUAUUCUGAGCGAGGUGAUUUGAGGCUUGCCACUGCUGGUACGAAGCUCGGGCUGAUGACGUGUGAGGGGGACAAUUACAGGGAGGUCCGCUUGAUUGUGGAGAGGAGCGGACUGUAUCCACUGGUCAGGUGCAGCUAUGUAGAGACGGAUCCAGGGCUUAUAUCGGCCCUUGUGGAGAGGUGGCACGAGGAGACUAGUAGUUUCCACAUGCCAUUUGGGGAGAUGACUGUCACCCUUGACGACGUCUCCGCUCUUCUUCACAUCCCGGUUGGUGGGAGAUUCUACACUCCAGGAGUGGCCUCGAGAUAUGAUGUGGCAGAGACCUGCGCUUUGCUGUUAGGGGGGGAUGCAGAUUUGUACAUGGCUGAGUUUGAUAAGCUUAGGGGUCCGACUAUGAGGUUCAGCUUCUUGCGAGACCUUUACCCGAAAGCUGUUGCAGAGGGGCGGUACGAGCAUGCAGCCAGGAUGUACCUGAUGCAUCUUGUUGGCGCGACAUUGUUCGCCGACAAGAGUGGGGGGCACUCAUUCUCCGCCCGUUGGAUAGGCAUGCUACAGGAUCUUGAGCGGGUGUCGGAGUUCGCGUGGGGCGCCAUGGCCCUUGCCACGUUGUACGACCAGCUUGGACAGUCUUCUCGCAGCGGGGUCAAACAGUUGGCCGGUUACACUUCCCUGUUGAUGGCCUGGGUCUUUGAGCACUUUCCAGACAGGCUCGUUCGCCGGUAUGCGAACCCGGCUUACACAGAGGACCAGCCCAGAGCUCGUAGGUGGACAGAGUCACGGUCGGGGCAUGCUAGGCUUGACGAGAGGCGAGUACUACUUGAUGAGUUGACGGCCGACGACGUCACUUGGACUCCAUAUGAGGCCCACAGGGAAUGGCGACAGCGGGAUGAGAGGGCUUUGUUCUCAGGCUACAUUCGGUGUCCCUAUCCCCCUGCUGUGCGACCUCAUCUUCCGGAGCGGGUCAUGCGACAGUUUGGGUAUAUACAGACGAUCCCGCGCCACCCUAGUGAGAUGGAUAGAUCUCCCGCAGCUGAGGCUGUUGAUGCGGCAUUCGCAGGUUAUGUGCAGUACUUGUUCCCUGAGGGCGACCCUGCUAUAGAGGAGGGACAGGCUGUGGGCGGUUACAUGGAUUGGUACGCUAGAGUGUCUCAUUGUUUCAUCAUACCGGAUGAGAGGAGGAUUGAUCUCAGUGCCGUGGCUGCUUUGCGUAGGGCUUUAGAAGUCCUUGAGUUGUCACUUGAGGUGGAUGAUGCUUUGCUGCCAGGCACACAGGCCCGCGCUUUAACGGAGAGAGCACUUCGCAUCCUCCAGGACUUGGCUGGGACACAGGGCAUUGCUUACGCUGCUGGGAGAGGAGGUCUGGGAGCAGGUGGCCGAGUAGGUGGCCGAGCCGGCGGCCGAGCAGGUGGCCGAGCAGGUGGCCGGGAGGGCGGCAGGGCAGGAGCCAGGGGAGGUCGUAGGGGCAGUAUGACGAGCACAUUUUUCUAUGAUGAUGAAAUGCUGCUUCUAAAACAAGAUAAUGAUGUCAGUGAAGGAAUGUUGCUUCAACAACAAGAUAAUGUUCAGCCUAUAAGUGUGGAUACCACUCAUUUAUGGUCGACCGAUCAGAUAUUUGAAACUGUUGAUGACCUUAAACAAUGGGCUAAGAAUGUUGGGAAGGACAAUGGAUAUGCGAUUGACCCUAAGUCCUUCAAGUACAACUCCACCGGAUCACAAAAAUGUGAUUGUCCUUUUAAACUUAAAGGACGACCUACGGAGGGUGAUAAAAAUUGGUGGCUGAAAGUGUUGGAAGGGGUACACAACCAUGAACCAGCUGGAUCUUUGGUUGGCCAUUCCUAUGCUGGUCGACUAACAGAAGAAGAGAAGGUUCAAGUCGACAGCAUGAAUAACAAUUGGGUCCCACCGAGACACAUGUUGGCCACUUUGAAGGAAAAUAAUCCGGGUAACUUGUCUACCAUCACUCAAGUGUAUAAUCGCAUCAAAAAAGUUAAAGAAUUAGACCGCGGGCCACUUACAGAGAUGCAAUAUUUGCUGAAGAAGUUGGCAGAAGCCAACUAUGUUCACUUUGAAAGACAUGAAGAAGAUUCGGGUGUCAUUAUGGAACUUUUCUGGGCUCAUCCUAAUGCUAUUAAACUCUUCAACACAUUCCCUCACGUGGUAAUCAUGGAUUGCACAUACAAGACAAACAAAUUUCAAAUUCCAUUGCUUGAAAUGGUUGGCCUCACUUCUACUGGUCUGACUUACUCCAUUGCAUUUUGCUACAUGACUCGUGAGCGCACACCUGACUAUGUUUGGGCCUUGGAGUGCAUGAAAUCUCUACUUGCUGACCCUGCCCGAUUACCUGGAGUGAUUGUGACUGAUAGGGAAUUGGCUUUACUCAGUGCUGUUCGGAAUAUUUUUCCUGAGGCUACCCAUUUACUAUGCCUAUUCCACAUAAACAAGAAUGUUGAGGCAAAGUGCAAAUUGUGGGUUGACACAACGGAUUUUAAAGCCUUAGUGAUGCAAAAGUGGAAUGAAGUGGUAUAUGCGGAAACAACUACACAAUUUGAGGAGGAAUGGAGCGACAUGUGUGAUAUGUGUAAGGAUCAUCCAAGGUUCACAUCGUACAUUUAUGACACUUGGUUGGUUCACAAGGAGAAAUUUGUGAAGGCAUGGACAAACAGAGUGAAGCAUUUUGGAACGACAACAAGUAACAGGGCUGAAAGUGCACAUGCAAGCUUGAAGAAGAUGCUUAGGAAUGGCAAGGGUAACCUGUGCGAUUCAUGGGAAGCAAUUGAUAGGUUGACCAUUGUACGCCACAAUGCAAUACAAGCAUCGUUUGAGCGCAGUAUUAACAUUGUAGAGCACCGUUUCAAGUCUCCAAUGUAUAAGAAUAUGAGAGGAUUCGUUGCUAAACAUGCACUUCACCUAAUGUAUGAUGAACAAAACAGAUUUUGGGGUCAUGGUGAGAAAUGCGGUUGCGUGAUGAAAGUCACUCAUGGACUACCUUGCGCUUGUGCACUUCAGAGUAUUGCCUCAAUUCCGUAUGCAGCAGUUGAUCCAUUCUGGAAGAUACUUUCUUGGGAACAAGUGCCUGUUGUGGAGAGUCAAACCUCAAACAGUGGAUGCAUGCCGCUAGAGAUUGAGGCUUUGUGGGCUCAUUUCAAUACCUUGGAUGAUGCGGGCCAAAGUAUGCUGAGAAGGAAGCUUAAAGAGCUUUAUUGUCCUCAAAUCAGUUCAUUGUGUCCUCCUGAAGUGAAGAUAAAGCACAAUCAAUCGUCCAAGGAGAGGAAAACCAAACCUCCCAGAGGUCAAUCAAUAGGAUCCACCCAGCGUGACCUUUCACAUUGGGAACAUGUUGACAAUCAGACCAAAGAACAAGAAUCGAAAGCUAGCAAGAGGAAACCUAGGCUCACCAAAACUCCUAAAACAACUCCAACAUCGCAAGCUCCUAAGUCAAAGAACAAGAUGGCUAUGACGGCCACCGGCUCCAAAAUCUACUUACCGGAGUUGUCAUCUUUUUUAUGGCCAUAUAUACAUGAAGUGAUAGAUGUUGUCGGGGAUGGUAAUUGUGGAUACAGAGCCGUCGCUGCAUUGCUGGACCUUCAGAACGGUCAGGACGGUUGGCCUCGGGUUAGGGAAGAGCUGAUUGUAGAACUCACACUCUAUGAGAAACACUAUACACGCAUGUGGGGUUAUGAUGUGGUACAAGCCAUGCACAAUCGUCUCACUCUCCCUCCUGAUGGUAGAGCCACUAAAGCCAGAUGGAUGCAUCUACCGGAGAUGGGGUACCUUAUUGCUAACCGGUUUCGGGUGGUUUUCAUCUCCAUCUCGUUAAAAUCUAGUUACACUUACCUUCCGAUGAGAGGAGGCGCCCCACCGUUAGAACAUCCUGUCAUAGCUAUUGGUCAUGUGACCAAUCACUUUGUACAGCUGAAGUUGGUGUCUGGACAUCCUAUGCCGCCAAUUGCUCCCCAAUGGGAAUACAACGUUGAAGAACCCGAGUCCGAAUGGUGUAAACCGUAUAAAGAGCGUUUGGAUAGAUUUAUGGCUGAACACACUGUUUGGAUUGGUCCUUGUGUUAUUACCAACUUUGAUUUAACAGACAUAACAGAAGAUUGAUAAUAUGAUUCAUGUUUGUAAUGUUGUAACCAUGUCUGUAACCAUAUUAUUAGCAAGAAUAUUUUCCUACAUAUAUUAAGACAAUGCUCCA
This is a messenger RNA of Lotus japonicus, 5026 nucleotides long. RefSeq lists its product as uncharacterized. The transcript has 9 exons. Bases 253 to 4935 code for a protein of 1560 amino acids. Lineage: Eukaryota; Viridiplantae; Streptophyta; Magnoliopsida; Fabales; Fabaceae. The record is from RefSeq and is a predicted model, not a curated record. Gene Ontology annotation, biological process: meristem maintenance; meristem development.